Molecule: messenger RNA, 1194 nt
Organism: Apis mellifera (honey bee)
Lineage: Eukaryota; Metazoa; Arthropoda; Insecta; Hymenoptera; Apidae
Gene: Pmi
Product: transmembrane protein 11, mitochondrial
Exons: 3
Coding region: 122-649 (175 amino acids)
Biological process (GO): inner mitochondrial membrane organization
Cellular component (GO): mitochondrial inner membrane
Source: RefSeq, a predicted model, not a curated record
ACUUGACUCAUGCGAAUGCCUAAAUUGAAUCAGCUGAUUUUUAUAUCCGGUUCGAUAUUCAAGAUUUCUUUUCCGGUUCAUCCAGACCAGCGUUCCAGUGUUUGGAAGACUGACUGUAAAGAUGGUAGAUGAAGCUGGUGACAGGGAUGAUUCCUCUAAUGUUGCCAUCAUCAAGGAAGUAUACGAUAAUGAAAAUGCACAUGAAACAUUUGAAUAUGAAUUAGAAAGAGCAUUAGAAUCUGAAUGCAGUUUAAUUGUUAUUGAACCAUCAAAAUUAGGUGAUGAAACCUCUAGAUGGAUAGCAGUAGGAAAUUGUCUUCAUAAGACUGCAACAUUGUGUGGUCUUGCUGCCAUAACUACAGGUUUGAUUUGGGGUGAUCAGCCCUAUAUUUGUGGUCCAUUAGGUUUUAUAUCAGUAAUAUCUUGUGGACUUUAUACCGUUUCUUGGCAAUUUGAUCCUUGUUGCCAAUAUCAAGUAGAGACUGACACAAGCAAGCUACCACAUGUAGAAUUGUUAGCUGUUUUAGGACCAUCAUCUCCAACAUUUCUUGUAAGGAAAGAUGAUACAAGAAGAAGAAUUCUACAUACAACUAUCACAUUGGUAGCUCUCAGCAUCAGUGCCUGGAGAGUUUAUCAAGCAUUUAAGUGAAAUGUUUUUCAGUCAAGAAAGUAAGAAUCUGAGUUGUAAAAAAAGAGUAAGGUAGGCCAUACGAUACAUUGAAAUGAUCGUAACAAGGCCUAGCAUAAAAAUCGGUGAAUUAUAAUUUUAUGUAUAUUAGUGGGGAUUGUUGAGUCACACAAGCCUAUUUUUGUUUAAUGUUUAUAUUUCUUUUAUGUUUUGACACUACCUCACAGGUGAAUGCUGAUUUUACAAUAAAAGGAAAAAUAUAAAAAAAAAAUUAAAAAAAGUUUGUUCUAAGAACAUUUUCAAUCUAAAACAUGUUUCUUAUGACUCUACAUUGUUACUCUAUGAUCUCCAUCUUGUUAAUUAUAUCACAGUUAAUACUAAAAAUGCAAAAAAGACAUGGUCAUUUUCACACAUCACCUAAGUGAUACAAAUACUGACAUAAGUGUUCUUAGAUUUAUGCAAAAUUACUACCAUACACCUGGAAAGUUGGAUUUAGAGAGAACUAUAUAUUUUUAGAUUGUAAAUAAAGUAGAUAGAAUACACUGCAUAUGAUGUAUUAAAGAGAA